Cooperia oncophora is the source of this 936-nucleotide messenger RNA. NCBI's taxonomy places the organism in Eukaryota, Metazoa, Nematoda, Chromadorea, Rhabditida, Trichostrongylidae. The record is from the annotation of a GenBank genome assembly.
AUUUCAGAUGGUAAAAUUGUGGGUGAAAUAGUGAAUGGAGGCGAAACAGCCCAAGUAGUUACCGAUUCCAUCUACAACGACGGACGAUGGCAUACGAUCUACUGGGAGGCGGACACUCAUGGAAUGAGGCUGCGAGUCGAUGGCAGGACAUCCGAAACUAAUGCUACACUCAUAUUGCCCAACGCUCAUCAGUGGACAAUAGGUUCACGAACAGAACGUGGAUCAUCGGGUUUUGCUGGCGUUAUACGAAGUGUCCAUCUAUGUGGAGAAGAGCUGACGUUGAGCUCGAUUGUCAGAAAAGACUAUGAUAAAGGUGUUCAUAUUGGCGAAGAGGGAUACUGCCGUGUGGGUCUCUGCAAGAAUGGAGGUGUUUGCGUUGAUAAAUACGAUGGCUACACCUGUGACUGCACACAAACUCCAUUUGGAGGCAGUGACUGUAAUAAAGAAUACAGCAUGUUCGUUCCGGCUGGUUCCUUCCUGCAGAUUCCGUGGCAGAAUCCAGCUCAUACUAAUAACUGCCAUCAGAUUGCCAUCCAGACCAGCGUCACCAACGUCUCGCUGGUCAAAUCGAAAGCUCUCUUUGCUGAGUCAACCUUCAACAUGUCCAUCACUCCGCAAGUCUUUGAUUUGAUGGGAACCAUCAAUACAAUUCGAAGGAAUUGGACAUCCUCUUCCAGCCAACUUCAGUUUGGACAUUCAUGGACAAAACCUGAAAAGAUUUCGCUUUCGAAUAAGCUCAAAGGUGUUUUGUAUUUUUUUGGUUUCAAAAACUUUUUCAGCGAUACACGGCAACCUUCAACAAGAACUCCCAACGACGAAGGCAUUCAUAUCCACGCCAUAGCUCACGCCAAACAUCACAUCAUCUCCGUCACUUCGAUUAUCGGUUUGGCGGUGGCCGGCCUGUUGGCGUUGCUGCUCGCGAUUCUUGUGUGCUGA